This is a messenger RNA of Linum trigynum, 1221 nucleotides long. The record is from the annotation of a GenBank genome assembly. NCBI's taxonomy places the organism in Eukaryota, Viridiplantae, Streptophyta, Magnoliopsida, Malpighiales, Linaceae.
AUGGACGUUCAUGCUCUUGAUCAGGAAUUCUUUCUCGUCAAGCUCAGCAACGAUCAGGACUAUUACAAGGCUUUGACAGAUGGCCCAUGGGUUAUUUUUUACCACUAUCUCAUUGUUCAACAAUGGUCUCCAUCAUUUCGAGUCUAUGAUAAGCUGCCAAGCACAAUGGUGGUUUGGAUUCAGCUUCCGGGAUUUCCAGUGCACCUCUAUCAUAAGGAAAUCCUCUUCUCAAUUGGUAAUAUGAUUGGGAGGUCGAUUAAGUUAGACUACCACACGCAGAAUCAACAAAGAACCAAGUUUGCUCGGUUGGCGGUUGAAGUCGAUCUUGCCAAGCCUUUGGUGCCUCGCGUUCGCCUCGACGGUAAGUGGCAAAAGGUUGAGUUUGAGAACCUCCCGACGGUGUGUUUUGAGUGUGGAAUGGUGGGUCACACUAAGGUUACAUGCCCAAAGCUCCGACAACAGCUCAUCGCCGCGGCGCAAGGUGGGGUUGACUCAUCGACGGUGGCAUACGGCGAACCUGAGGCACCGGAGGUGAACGGUGGCUUCGGGCCUUGGAUGUUGGUGACACGGAAAUCCAGGCGCAGUCAGCGAGACUUACCCAAACAGGAUACUCCUCUUUUGACUAAUGGCGUGGAUCAUGACAAUCACAGGGUGCAGUUGGGGAAAGUAGCACAACAAAAGGAUUUUGCGGAAGGAAACUUACACCAGCAAGAGACACUCACCAAAGCUCGGCAACAUAAGAGGAGUCAGAAUCAGAGCAAGUCUUCAGGGAACAGGGAAGGGGAUACGAUCAGGGGAGAUAAGGAAAGGAUUGGCUCCAAUAAGGGAAAGGAAAAGGUGGCUAGCAACGGAUCUGUGAGUGGGAAGGGAGUCUUGGGGUCAAGCCCAUUUUGUCUUAAAACCACAGUUAUGAAGCCCAAUUUAGAGAACUACAAAGAUAAAGCAUCCUCUUCUAAGGUGCAGGAGGAUGGGCUCGAUGGACACAAGGUGGGCCUAAACAACCAGAAACUAAGUGUGGGGAGCCCAGAGACGGUUCAAACCCAAGUCCACAAUGGAUCGAAUGGCACGACAAUGCGGAUUGUGGAGGCCCCCCCUAUCCAUCUCAGACGACGAAAACUGAGAAAGCGGACUCUCCCUCGACGGUGGCACGGACCAAGCAGAGGAAGAAGCAGAACGGCGAGGAGCGACGAGGCAGCCGUGGUUCCCCGUCGAAAGGAAUGA